AUGGACGCGACAAAAACACUGCCCGCGUCGUGGUACAUUUCACAGAAUCUCUUGUCGCUCGAGCAACGGGCCAUCUUUCACAAAGCCUGGUACUUUGUCGGAGCUGUCCCUCGAUUCGCGGUGGAGCGGGAAGUCGAGUACGAGUUCGCGGGAGUGUCUAUCGUCGUCCACCACGAUGGAAACGAGAACUUUGAGGUGAAGAGGAAAUCCGAUGGCGUCCUUUUGAGACACCGCUUGACCCCCACGGGUCUCCUAUUCACUACCAUCGACCACGCCGCGCCGCCGUUUGAGCAAUGGUUUCCGUCAUCCCUGCUCGAGCUGCUGUCGAACUACAACUUCCGCCGCCUGCCGCACCGUCGCUCCAUCAAAUACCCCGGCCGCUUCAACUGGAAAACCAUGGUCGACGGAUACCAAGAAUGCCUGCACUGCCAAUACACGCACCGCAGCUUCAGCGUCAAGUACCCGCCCACCUUUUACGAGGUGCACAACCACGACACGUACAGCCGGCACAUUGCCGACCCGCAGAAGCCCGACGACGGUCUGUUCCUGUUCUUCUUCCCUGUCUGCACCCUGAACCUGUACGGCGGCGGCAUGAGCAGUUUCCGCGUCUGCCCCGGCGAAAAGGUGGGCGAGACGCGCAUGGAGUUUGACUAUUACUUUGACGACGGCAAGGGCGGCACCGAAGGGUUUGAGGAUUACUUCAAGUUUGUGAGGAAGGUGGCCUUGGAGGACUUUGAGCUGUGCGAGGUCGCCCAGAGUAAUCUGGAGCGAGGCGUUUACUCGCAAGGAGUGUUGAACCAGGCCAAGGAGAGUGGCGUUUUGCAUUACCAACAGCUGGCGCGGAAGAUGGUGGUUGAAAAGUUCAAAGAGGAGGAGGCGGAGAAAAAUGCUCUCACGCCAGCAAGUAGCCGGGCCAGUGGUGUCGGGUAUGUUGGUGGCCAGGAGGACGUGUCCGUCUCGGCUUGA
Messenger RNA from Fonsecaea nubica, 966 nucleotides. RefSeq lists its product as hypothetical. Gene Ontology annotation, molecular function: 2 iron, 2 sulfur cluster binding; iron ion binding. Lineage: Eukaryota; Fungi; Ascomycota; Eurotiomycetes; Chaetothyriales; Herpotrichiellaceae. The transcript has 3 exons. The record is from RefSeq and is a predicted model, not a curated record. Bases 1 to 966 code for a protein of 321 amino acids.